Molecule: messenger RNA, 456 nt
Organism: Leptosia nina
Lineage: Eukaryota; Metazoa; Arthropoda; Insecta; Lepidoptera; Pieridae
Source: the annotation of a GenBank genome assembly
AUGCUUCGCACUAAAAUACAUAUAGCUAUUAGCGCUUUCGGUGCAUUCCUUGGGUUAUCGGCGUUUAUAUGUUUUUGCAUUGUUUACGCAAAUAUUGAAGCUGGAAUGUGGGCGUUAUUGUCUGGUGUCCAUGCGGCGUUAACUUUGAUGUUGCACUGCCAUUAUCUGAAAGAAUCAUUGCAUGUAAACUUCUCAAGAAAGGCUCUACAGUAUAUUGGUGAUUUUGGAAUAGUUGGAUUUAUAUCUGGAUUGGCAUUAACUUUAUUUUAUCUUUUCUUGGAGAUUUACUACAAAGCAGAUAUACUUCCAAUAAAGACCAGUAUUGUUAUAAGACUUGUCUGGUCCUUUAUGAUGAUGAAAUGGGGAUUAAUUCUAUAUGUCUUCACAAAGAAGUACCUGCGUACUUAUAACGAUCAUCAGCUAUUUUCAGAGAACCCUAAUAUUGAAGAAACAUAA